UCCUCAGCUUUGUACGUACACUCAUUCACACACCUCACUGACUCACUCAAUCCCAGAAAACCAUGGCCACCACAUUUUUCACAACAGCGUCAUCGGCCACGUCACACUUCUUUGGAACCCGAAUCAUAAACCCGAGCAAAAACUCCGGAAGAAUCCAAGCGAGGUUCGGAUUCGGCGGCUUCGGCGGUCCCAAAAAAAAGUCCCCACCACGUGCUCCCAAAAAGACUGUCAAUUUGGACCGGCUGGUUUGGUUCCCGGGAGCCGAACCGCCAGAGUGGCUAGACGGGACCAUGAUUGGGGACAGGGGGUUCGAUCCGUUCGGGUUUGGAAAACCGGCGGAGUACUUGCAAUACGAUUUUGACUCGCUGGACCAGAACUUGGCGAAGAAUGUGGCUGGGGACGUGAUAGGUGUGUCGAGGUUUGAGAACCCGGAGGUGAAUCCGACGCCGUUUCAGCCGUACUCGGAGGUGUUUGGGUUGCAGAGGUUUAGGGAGUGUGAGCUUAUUCAUGGGAGAUGGGCUAUGUUAGGUGUACUUGGUGCGCUUGCUGUCGAAGCUCUCACUGGUGUUGCAUGGCAAGAUGCUGGAAAGGUAGAGCUAGUGGAAGGAGCAUCCUACUUGGGCUUUUCACUUCCAUUCUCAUUGACCACAUUGAUAUGGAUUGAGGUGAUAAUAAUGGGAUACAUUGAAUUCCAAAGGAAUGCAGAACUUGAUGUGGAGAAAAGGUUAUACCCUGGUGGCAAAUUCUUCGAUCCCCUUGGCUUGGCCAAAGACCCUGAUGAAAAGGAAAGGCUUCAAUUGGCAGAGAUCAAGCAUGCUCGCCUUGCUAUGGUGGCUUUCCUCAUCUUUGGAAUCCAAGCUGCUGUAACUGGAAAAGGCCCAAUCAGUUUUGUGGCUACCUUUAACAAGUGACCACCCACUUCUUGAAAUAUAUUCUCGACCUUUUCUUUAAUUUCUUCUUGGAUACUCAGUUUGGAACUGUUGCAUAGUAUUUGUAUGUUAUCGUAAACUUGAAGAUACGGAAUCAUUGAUCAUUCACCCUCUUUUGCCA
Quercus robur (English oak) is the source of this 1050-nucleotide messenger RNA. Its product is annotated as chlorophyll a-b binding protein CP29.3, chloroplastic. Bases 63 to 911 code for a protein of 282 amino acids. The record is from RefSeq and is a predicted model, not a curated record. Lineage: Eukaryota; Viridiplantae; Streptophyta; Magnoliopsida; Fagales; Fagaceae. Gene Ontology annotation, biological process: response to light stimulus; photosynthesis, light harvesting in photosystem I. The transcript has 2 exons. Gene Ontology annotation, cellular component: plastoglobule; chloroplast thylakoid membrane; chloroplast envelope.